AUGUCAGAUUUUCUAAAUAGUUCGCUCGAAUAUUAUGUCGCCGAAGAAGGUCCUCGUUUCACUACACACGUGUCAUUACAGCAAAUUAUAGACACUUUUCCAUGGAAUACCACCAUAAUUUUACCACCACCAGAAUCUAGUUUACAAGAGGAUACAGUUCAACUAAUACAACCAAUACCAAUACUUUUUCAAUCACAAGAAACCUCAAGCCUUCAGCAGCAACAGACGCAAAUAAGCGAAUCCAUAGAAUAUGAUAACAAGGAGAACGUCACGGGACAAGAAAAGAAGAUUAGAAUAAUGGAGUUUACUUGCACAUAUUGCAAUAAAGUAUAUCGAGGGAAGAAUGCAAGGUCUAUAUUACGACGACAUCUCAAAACAAAACAUAAUAUUAAUCCUCCCCGAGGUACAAGGUGGGAUAAUGAUCCUAAUAGGCCGAAAACUGAUGAGGAGAGGCGUUUGAGAGAGAUAAUCAAUUCACAAUUUAAAGUGUGGGCUCAAAAAUCACGAACAAAGAAAAGCCUUGAGAAAUCAUCAUCAUCAACCUAUAAAAAGCAAGAAAGAUUUGGUGAAAUUCUCAAUAGUGACAAUUCAUCAAAUCUGGAUAAUCAUCAAAUCGACACAAAUUUACCUUUUCCUGGUUUUGUAAAACAAGAAGGUAUUUACGUGAUGCCGUAUCAAGAUAUCAAUUCAAACUUGGGAGGUUCGCAUCAUGCGGAGGAUGAUACGGAUGAUUCAGAAUAUAUAAAACAAGAAUGUAUUGAUAAUUAUGAGGUUCCAAAUCAAGUCAAUUUCGUUGAAGAAAUUCCAAAUCAAGUCUUAAAUCUGGAGGAUAUGAAUUUACUCUAUGACGCUGGUCCCAUCAAAUCAACUUUGCUGUGGUUGGGAGUAACUGCAGAAUCGGAUGCUGCUUGCAUGGAUUAUUCUGACAAUCAAAGACAAAAUAAUUUUUUAAUAAAGGAAGAAUUUGAAUGA
Funneliformis geosporum is the source of this 972-nucleotide messenger RNA. The record is from the annotation of a GenBank genome assembly. NCBI's taxonomy places the organism in Eukaryota, Fungi, Glomeromycota, Glomeromycetes, Glomerales, Glomeraceae.